AUGUCGUCGAAGGUGAAUCCGCGUCUAGCUAGUGCACCAAUUGGUCAAGAACCGUUACAAUUUCUCAAAGCGAUAAAAGGCUAUGAAAAAGAACCGAUUGUUUCUCUCGAACAAGUCUGUGAACCUCUGCAUGGAAUUCUUGAUGAGCUCAACGAAAAUAUUCAAAUCGCCAAAAUGAAUUGCACACGCCCAUCUGAUGGACUCACACAGGAUGAGUCAGCAGCUAUUCAUAUCUAUACUAUGGAAUGGGAUGAAUCAGAGAGUAGUCUUUAUGCUAAAUUAAAUCGUAUAUUAAGAGCACCGGAACGACGUUUACUCAAGCCUUGGUUCCGAUAUCUUAAACUUUUUCUUACAGCUCUUUAUAAGCUGCCGUAA
Molecule: messenger RNA, 375 nt
Organism: Rotaria sp. Silwood1
Lineage: Eukaryota; Metazoa; Rotifera; Eurotatoria; Philodinida; Philodinidae
Source: the annotation of a GenBank genome assembly